UUUUUUCUCGUUAGGUAGCCUUAUUUCCUGCUGCGGCAUUUUCGUGGCCACCAGUACGGGUUGUGGAAGGGGGGUGCAUGUGUUCGUCCCCCUUUUCGUACCUCUAGUCUGUGGGUGGCAUCAGUGUCUGCUGCCUUCGUAAAGCGCUCCAAGGUAUUGAUUUUUGGUCUAGUAUUGUGGCGAAGUCCUUUCCCUACUUUGUCAUCUAUAUCGGGGGCAACUGUCUCGUGGAGAAAAGACGACAUCCGAAACAUGCGUGGAAACACUUGCCAGUUGCAGCUGAACAACUGCCCCAUCUCAACCACACCACACUCGAACGUGUUUCCGCGCCGGCACGAAGAAACUAGUAACCGUUUUUGCCGUUUGUAGUCAGGAGGCGAGAGAAGCUGUAAUUUUGUAAGUAUUUCAGCAAAGUUAAUCUCGAGUUGAAGCGUGCUUGUCGCAAGGUUCCGAGGGGGCUGAGACGUCGCUACCUCGUUCCACAUUGAACAGCUGGGAGUCCCAGACGAGAGUCAUUGCUUUGCAUGUUGACAGCAGCGAAUUUUUGCAUGCCUUCGAGGGCAGUUCGUUUGUACGAACGUCGCAGGACUCUUCAUUCCUCAAUGCCUGUGCCUCUACCGUCUCGAAAAGUACAAGCGUCGCUUCUUAUCAGGCCCUUCCACGGGUUGCUUCACCGUGAACCCUGUCAUUUCCGUGUGUGAAGAGAAACCUGGAGGGGAUUCCCCAUACUGGAAUUUCUCUCGGAGAUACCGUUCGUCGUGUACGGGUUCGUCCCCAAUUCUGCAUGGUAUAGUGAUAUUCAGCAUUGUGAAACUUUCGAUAACAAGAGAGGGGGCUACUCGCAGAUUCCGCGGAACCGGCGUCUUUCGACAUUUGCGUCUACUCAGACAGUCGGACAGGGGAGGCUACGAGGAUGCUCGACGACAACCAGAAGAUCGGGGUGGCCUUUUGCUGCCUCGGUCUGUGCCUCGGAGGAGUUGGGAUUUUCCUGUUUCUUGAUCGGGCCCUUUUAACUCUGGGGAACGUUGCAUUUCUCUUCGGUCUCGUGCUGCUUUUGGGGGUUCGGAAGACUCUUGCGUUUUUCUUCUUGCGUCCGGAAAAGCGACGCGCUUCCUUGACUUUCAUCAUCGGCGUCGUUUUGAUUGCACUUGGUUACUCCUUGUUCGGGUUGCCCCUUCAGCUGUACGGCCUGUUCCAGCUCUUCUCCUCCUUCCUUCCUCAAGUUCUCUCAGCUGCUCGCCUUUCCCCAAUUGGCUCAUGGAUUUUGCAGCUCCCCGGUAUCAAGCAGUGCACCAAGUGGCUUCUGGAUCGGGACAAAAGCCGCUUGCCGUAUUAAUAUGAGCAAAGAAUCUCUCCUAUCUGUGCACCGUAUUGUUUUGCGAAGGUCCAAACGGUGGAUGUUGCUGAAAGGCGGUGCUUUUCGUAUAAGGGAUACAUGCAAAAGCACUUGUCCAAGGCUUUCUCUUCUGGACGAAUGGUAGACGGUGACUUCUUUUCCGAAAACAAUUCAAUAGCUCUGAGUGCAAUGUGCUUCAAACGGUCUGGCAUUUGUUUUUCCUCAAUUUCUCGCUUUUUGCUGCCUGUCACCGUUGUUUUUCCUUCGAACUGUUUCUUCGCUUUUCCAUACAUCUUCAUCGUGACCGGACUGCCCCCAGGCGAACUCCGUCGCGUUUCUUGCACAUUCACCGACGAAGCUCUGAGCUCCGCUAAUAUCAGACGGGCUAGGAUCGCAUUUUCUGUUCGGGCACACAAAGCAACCAGCU
Toxoplasma gondii ME49 is the source of this 1763-nucleotide messenger RNA. RefSeq names its product Got1 family protein. Lineage: Eukaryota; Apicomplexa; Conoidasida; Eucoccidiorida; Sarcocystidae. The record is from RefSeq and is a predicted model, not a curated record. The coding region runs from base 914 to 1336 and encodes 140 amino acids. Gene Ontology annotation, biological process: endoplasmic reticulum to Golgi vesicle-mediated transport; retrograde transport, endosome to Golgi. The transcript has a single exon.